Mucor mucedo is the source of this 882-nucleotide messenger RNA. RefSeq lists its product as uncharacterized. Gene Ontology annotation, molecular function: RNA binding. The record is from RefSeq and is a predicted model, not a curated record. Gene Ontology annotation, cellular component: U2 snRNP; U2-type spliceosomal complex. The coding region runs from base 1 to 882 and encodes 293 amino acids. The transcript is spliced from 2 exons. Gene Ontology annotation, biological process: mRNA splicing, via spliceosome. Lineage: Eukaryota; Fungi; Mucoromycota; Mucoromycetes; Mucorales; Mucoraceae.
AUGGCGUCUACAAAUCAGUCCGAUUUCGCCUCCGAUCCUCGAAUGAAGCUGAAUGAGCAAACAGGCAAAUGGUCUUUUGUGGGUGACGAUGAAAUAUCUUACGAAUACGACGAAAAUGUUGGCGCGUGGUUUCCAAUGUACGACGAAAAACUUAUGGAGGCGCAGGCUUCAGUCUAUGCUGUACCUGGUGUGGAAGAGAACGUGGUGAUUAAACCCAAAGAAAAAAAGAAACGAGCAGCGACUUAUGACCUUUCAGCCAACGACCCUGAGGAAGCUUCCAAAAAACCCAAACGAGAGCCCGUGAAAAAACCCGUCACCUCCGUUUAUGUUACUGGCAUCCCACCGGAUGUGACCAUGGAGGAAAUGAAGACGACUUUUAGCAAAUGUGGAGUGAUUAUGGAGGAUUUGGAAACGGGUGAACCUAAAAUUAAAAUAUACCGCGAUGAUAAUGGCCUAUCGAAAGGCGAUGCACUUGUAUCGUAUUUCAAGGAAGAGUCUGUACCUUUAGCCAUUGAUUUAUUAGACGAUUCAGAGUUGAGACCAGGUCACUCUUCCACCAAAAUGAAUGUUCAAAAGGCCGUAUUUAAAGAGAAGGAGCCAGUGGAAAAAAAAAAGACGACACCAGGAAAAGUGAAGGCUAAAAAGAAGUUGCAGCAAUUACAGAGAAAAUUUGACUGGGUAGAUGAAGAAGGGGGGAAAAAACAAGAGAAGUUUGCAAAAAUCGUGAUUUUGAAAAACAUGUAUACACAAGAAGAGUUAGACGCGGAUCCUACUUUAUUAUUAGAAUUGAAGGAUGACGUGCGUGAAGAGUGUGAACGAUUAGGCGAAGUUACAAAUGUCAUUCUUUACGAUGUAAAGCAUUUUUUUUUCCUGCUUGCAUAA